Molecule: messenger RNA, 1104 nt
Organism: Westerdykella ornata
Lineage: Eukaryota; Fungi; Ascomycota; Dothideomycetes; Pleosporales; Sporormiaceae
Exons: 1
Source: RefSeq, a predicted model, not a curated record
AUGUCCCCUCGCCUGGGCGGGGUGCAGAUACUUCCCUCAGAGGCUACAGGUCCUGAGUAUGCGAGAUGGAGACGCGGUGUCAAGAGCGCCCUCAUAACGAAGGGAAUAUGGGGACAUUGCGACGGCUCUCAACCGAUGCCCAUGCCACAGUCGGGUCCCAGUUCCUCCAAACCGUUUGCCUCAACGGAUCCGCAACCUGAGCUGCUGGAAGAGCGUAGGGCCUGGGUUAGGAAAGAUCGGGACGUCAAGAUGGAUAUCUUCUUGUCGGUAUGCGACGACAUCAAGCUGGAAGUUUUCGAAGUGGGACCACCACUACCACCCUCCGCCAUGACCGCGAAAGACAUGAUGGAAGCAUUAGAUGAGCGAUAUGGAAAGUUCAAGUUCGAGGACUACCACCACGUCUUUUGCCACUUCCUCAAUCUCCAUAUUGACCAAUACCCCAGCCUAGCAGACUUCAACACCGAGUUCGCUGCUACUCUCGAAGAUCUGCUAGACCAUGGCUACCCUCUGGAUAACGUACAGGCUUGCAGCGCAUACUUCUCGAAACUCCGUUGCACUCAGAACCCUUGGGUUACGAAGAAGCUGAAAGAGUGGGACACGCUUCCGACACCUCCUCUUCUAGGGGAGCUGAUGAAGGAAUGUCCGCCGUGGAUGAUUAUCCGCCCACUGGCGACUAAGGCGCAGUCCUCGACGCAGGAAUCGUACACCGAGGACAGCACCGGUCCGCCUAGCCUGAAGGAGGAGGACGGAGAGUCAUCGGAUACGGACAAGUCUGAAGCCCUGACAGCCUCCUCGACGCCUUCACUCUCCCACUCGCGCAAUGCCUCCAGCCAGUCUCUUGAAAUCGCAGCAGCACAUUCGCGAAAUAUCUCCACUCAAUCCGAAGAGGUGACCGUUCUCCACUCACGCACAAUCUCAGACAAGUCCCUCGAAAUCACCGUUGGCGCAAGCGUGGAAGACCUCCGGAUGAUGGCAGCAUUCCCCCUGCCCGCUCACCGAGUUCCCAAGACGCCGAAGACACGAGCAAGACGCAUGAGUUCCAAGUCGGACAUCUCCAAGAUGAGUCUGCCGCCGCCAGUCAACCGGCCACUGCCACCAAUCCCA